GUGGACUUUAUCCUGCACAACAACCGUGCCAAAAGCUCCAAGGCGGUGCAGGGGCUGACUGGCUUGCGAAACCUCGGCAAUACGUGCUUCAUGAACUCCAUCCUGCAGUGCCUGAGCAACACCAAGGAGCUGCGGGAUUACUGCCUGCAGAACCAGUACCUGCGGGACCUCAACAACAACAGCCGCAUGCGCACCGCGCUCAUCUCAGAGUUUGCAAACCUGAUCCAGCUGCUCUGGACCUCCUCCCCCAACGACAGCGUGAGCCCGUCCGAAUUCAAGACGCAGAUCCAGAGAUACGCCCCCCGCUUCGUCGGCUACAACCAGCAGGACGCUCAGGAGUUCCUGCGGUUCCUCCUGGACGGGCUGCACAGCGAGGUGAACCGCGUGCUGGUGCGGCCGCGGGCCAGCACGGACACCCUGGACCACCUCCCGGACGACGAGAAGAGCCGCCAGAUGUGGAGGAGGUACCAGGAGAGGGAGGACAGCCGCAUUAGUGACCUCUUCGUUGGGCAGCUGAAGAGUUCGCUGACCUGCAGCGAGUGUGGCUACUGCUCCACGGCCUUCGACCCCUUCUGGGACCUCUCCCUGCCCAUCCCCAAGAAGGGCUAUGGGGAGGUGACCCUGAUGGAUUGCCUACGGCUGUUCACCAAAGAGGAUGUGCUGGAUGGGGACGAGAAACCGACGUGUUGUCGCUGCAAAGCCAGGACGAGAUGCACAAAGAAAUUCAGCAUCCAGAAAUUCCCCAAAAUCUUGGUGCUUCGUAUCCUUCGAGGGAAGGGAUGGAGCCAGGGG
Molecule: messenger RNA, 792 nt
Organism: Merops nubicus (carmine bee-eater)
Lineage: Eukaryota; Metazoa; Chordata; Aves; Coraciiformes; Meropidae
Gene: USP2
Product: ubiquitin specific peptidase 2
Exons: 9
Biological process (GO): protein deubiquitination
Cellular component (GO): cytoplasm
Molecular function (GO): cysteine-type deubiquitinase activity
Source: RefSeq, a predicted model, not a curated record